AUGUCAGCAUACAGCCCCGGAAAAACGGGGAAAGGGGAAGGGGACGGGCUGCCACGUGUCCGGAUGCUGAGCUGUCUACAUGCUCUGUUUACGCAAUUGCAUGACCCGGAACAAGUGGAAGAACCGGAAGGAGAGAACGGGCGGGGCGGGGGGAGGUCGCAACUGGACAGCGCGGAAUUAGACGUGCUGGAGAAGGCAGUGCGCAUCCUGCACCUGCGCUACCGCUCCUGCCUGCGCCCGCUCACCAAGGGGCGCCUGCCCUCCGUCACUGAGUUGAAGGAGCUGAGAGUGAGCGCUGAGGCGCUGGGGGUGCGGUCUGCCUUGUUGUGCCUCGACAGAAUACCCAAGGGCGACCCCCGCCGUCUAGCUCUCUUUGCCUUCCGCACAUUCGCCCUGCGCGCCGAGCUGGACGCAGAGGCUCUACGGGACCUGGAUGAGCCUCCCCCAGGCAACGCCUGGCCUGUCUCCUCCUACCGAGUUGGCACCCCCAGGCUAAGAGCCCUCCUAGAAGACAUGGUAGAAGAGGUGGAGAGUCUGUGGAACGCCACUAAUAGGACCCUCUAUGAGGUUGCUAUCGUGCUCGCGCCGGUGUUGGCUCAGUAUGCGUUGCUGGGGAAGGCGGUGGGGAUGGCUAUGGAGCAGUAUUAUGCGCGGCUGACUGUGCGGAAGCACGGGCGGGUGGUCAUGGCGGUGGGGGAUGAGAUUAUACUUUGGGACGAUGGGUUGGAAGAUGUUAGGGAGCUGUUUUUGGCUGAAAAGGCAGCAGAUGAGCAGCCGUUAGGAUCGGCUGUUAGGAUCGACAGCAUGAAUGAUUACUCGUGGUUUGUCUCUUGGAAUGGGACUUCGGCAGUGGAUAAUAUCCCGAGUGAAGUUUCAGUGAAGAAACUGCUGCACUCGAUUGGGGCGCCGACGGCUAGGUUGGCGGGGUUGAGGGCGCGGGAUAAGGGGCUGCUGAUGGGAGUGACUGUACCGGAUGUGAGAAUAGAGGCGGAGAAACGGGUGCUGGCGCAGCUGCAAUGGGUGGUGGACGGUGGAGGGAAGCUGGAGAUUAAAGCCGCUCGGCUGCAGCACCAGGGGAUAAGCAUGGAUGAACCUGAACCGGCGCAUGAGAUUCCUUAUGAGGAUCUCGUAGAGGCAACCAAGAACUGGUCUGAGGAUCUGCAGCUGGGGGAGGGGGGCUCCGCGGUUGUGUAUAAGGGCGUGGGACCAGAUGGGGAGCUGUGGGCUGUGAAGCGCGGGAAGAAGGGGGGACUCACGCGGCUGCAGGACUACCACAGGGAGAUCGAGGCAGUUUCCAAGAUGCUUCACCCGAACCUGGUGCGCCUGAUGGGGUUCUGCCAUGAGAACGACGAGCAGGUGUUGGUCUAUGAGUAUGUGGCCAACGGGACCCUCAGACAACAUCUGUCCCCGUUACAAGGAGACACAGAGAAAGGUGUCCUCUCGUUUGAGCAGCGGAUAGAGGCGGCGGUGGGGGUGGCUGAGGCGCUGCUGUACCUGCACUCGUGCAAACCCGUGUUGGUGCAUCGAGACGUGAAGAGCCUCAACGUGUUCAUGGAUGACGAUUUGCAGCCGAAGCUCGGAGACUACGGCAACCUCAAGUCGAUAGGCGACGAUGAAACGGCCACCACACACACCCGCGUGGUGGGGACACCCGGGUAUCUGGACCCGCAGUACUGCCAGACGAGCUCGGUGUCUGUGUGGAGUGAUGUGUACAGUUUCGGAGUGGUCAUGCUAGAGCUCAUCACAGCCAAGCCGCCAGUGCUCAAGGAGGCAGACGACUCGGGGGAGAGAAUGGCGCUCGCCAAAUGGGCCACCCCUGCCAUAUGUGCCGGCAACCUAGACGCAGUAGUCGAUCCCAACCUCGCGCAGGCGUUCCCCCAGCAGCCCAUGCAGGCAUUCGCCAGCCUGGCAGCCAUGUGUGUGCAGCGGCAGCCCAAGGACAGACCCAGCAUGCAGGAGGUGGUUAGAAGGCUCAAGGUCAUUCGCCAGGCAGCAGCAGCAUCAGUCUCCUCCCCACCGCCCAUCAACACUCGCUCCAACCCAUCAGUGCAACGCAUCCUUCCCCCCAAGCCCGGCAGCAGGGGCUCCUGGCGAGACAACCAGCACCUCACUCCGCCCAUGUCGCCCCUCCUCCCCUCCACACCCGAACCCUCCUCCUACUCUCCCCGCGCCGCUGCCGCUGCCGGCGGCGGGGGUGCGGGGGGUUCUGUGCCGGCGGCACAGGCGGAGUCGAGCAGAGGACGCAUGUAUGGGCUGGGGCGGAAAGGCAAGAUGCAAAAGGAGAUGGCGGCACUGGCGAAGCUACAAAACACAAACCUAGCUGCCAUUCUUGGAUAUGCAGCAGAUAAGGAGGACAUGCAGAUUGCCUACGACCUGCCUCCCAACUGCACAUGCCUUGAGAACUACCUCUUCCCAGAGGACGCAGAGGGUGAAUUUCUGCCCCUGAGAGUGCGGCUCAAGGUGGCAGUGGGAAUCGCCAAGGGGCUGACCUUCCUGCACUCGAGUGCAGUGGUGCAUGGCAACCUUCUCUCAAGAAACAUCAUGUUGGAUAAGAACUUUACGGUACUUCUGACGGGCUAUGGCCUCGCAACUAUGCUGUCCAAGACGAGCACACGCAAGAAUCUCAAAGGCCCGGACGGCAUGGCAAAGGAUGCAUUCGACUACGGCGUUGUUUUAUUCGAGCUGCUGACGGGCCGCAGGGGGGCACUGGUGGCGGACAGGGAGGGUGCGGACGGGCUGAUCGCGUGGGCAGAGCCGCGCAUCGAGGAGUACGAGCUCAGCGCUGCUUGCGCCGAGCCCACCAAGCGCAUGGUGGUGCGCAUGUUGGAUGUGCUGGCGAAGGAAUGCGUUCAGGAGGACCCCAGAUGCCGACCCACAAUGAAAGAUUUGGUUGUGAGACUAUACAGCCUGCAGGAGUCCCUGGCGUCACAGUGA
Messenger RNA from Closterium sp. Yama58-4, 2934 nucleotides. The record is from the annotation of a GenBank genome assembly. Lineage: Eukaryota; Viridiplantae; Streptophyta; Zygnematophyceae; Desmidiales; Closteriaceae.